AUGGCUAAAAAAUAUGAGGGACCUGCUAUUGGAAUUGAUCUUGGCACAACGUAUUCAUGUGUUGCUGUAUGGCAGGAACAAAACAACCGAGCAGAGAUAAUCCACAAUGAACAAGGAAAUAAAAUCACACCUUCUUUCGUUGCUUUCUCUGGUGAUCAAAGGUUGAUCGGCGAUGCUGCUAAAAAUCAAGCUGCUUUGAAUCCAGCCAACACUAUCUUUGAUGCCAAGAGGUUGAUUGGAAGGAAAUAUAGUGAUUCUGUUAUUCAAAAUGAUCUACAGUUGUGGCCCUUUAAGGUCAUUGCUGGUACUGAAGAUAACCCUGUGAUUGUUGUUAACUUCAAGAAUGAGGAAAAGCUCUUUGUCGCGGAGCAAAUUUCAUCUAUGAUUCUUACAAAGAUGAAGGAGAUAGCAGAGAAGUUUUUGGAGUCAAAAGUUAAAAAUGCUGUGAUUACUGUGCCUGCUUAUUUCAAUGACUCUCAGCGAAAAGCCACAAAAGAUGCUGGUGUCAUUGCUGGACUCGAUGUGAUGAGGAUAAUCAACGAACCAACUGCUGCUGCUCUUGCAUAUGGCCUACAAAAGAAAGCUAAUUAUGUUGAAGAGAGAAACAUUUUCAUCUUCGAUCUUGGUGGUGGAACUUUUGACGUGUCUCUUCUCACAAUCAAGAAUAACGCCUUUGAUGUGAAGGCUACUUCCGGAGAUACUCACCUUGGAGGAGAGGAUUUUGAUCAUAGAAUGGUAAACCACUUUGUGAAGGAGUUCAAGAGGAAGCAUAAGAAGGACAUUAUUGGAAACUCGAGGGCUCUUAGGAGAUUAAGAACUGCUUGUGAAAGGGCAAAGAGGACACUUUCAUUUGACACUGAGACCACAAUUGAGAUAGAUGCGAUAUCCGAGGGUAUUGAUUUUCGUUCAUCAAUUACUCGGGCCAAGUUUGAUCAACUCAAUAAAGACCUCUUUGAAAAGUGUAUGGAUACCGUUGAACGUUGCCUUGAUGAUGCUAAAAUGGAUAAGGAUCUUGUAGAUGAUGUUGUUCUCGUUGGCGGUUCUUCUAGAAUACCUAAAGUGAAGCAGCUUUUGCAAGAAUUUUUCAAUGGAAAGGAUUUGUGCAUGAGCAUAAAUCCUGAUGAGGCUGUUGCAUAUGGUGCUGCUGUCCAGGCUGCAUUAUUAUGUGAGGGCAUCAAAUCUGUUCCAAACUUAGUGCUGCGAGAUGUUAUACCGUUGUCACUUGGUAUAUCAACCAAAGGAGAUAUCAUGAGUGUGUUGAUUCCGAGGAAUUCUUCCAUUCCUAUAAAGAAGAAGCAUGUCUUCCUCACAUGUGUUGAUGACCAGAGCAUUGUUUCAAUUAUGGUGUAUGAAGGUGAGAGAUUAGUAGCCAGUGAGAACAACUUGCUUGGAUUGGUUAAUCUCUCCGUUCCACUUGCACCUCGUGGCCUUCCGAUCCAAGUAAGCUUUGCUAUAGAUACGGAUGGUAUAUUAAAUGUCUCUGUUGAGGAAGAAACCAGUGGCAAUAAGAAAGAUGUUACUAUAACAAAAGAAAAUGGUCGACUAUCAACGGAAGAAAUUGAGAGAAUGAUUCAAGAAGCUGAGAAUUUUAAGGCGCAAGACAUGAUGUUCAAUAAGAAAGUUAAGGCAAAGAAUGCUCUGGAUGAUUAUCUUUACAACAUGAGGAAAGUAAUGAGGGACGAUAGUGUUAGUUCGAUGCUUACAUCAAUUGACAAAAUGAAGAUCAAUUCUGCAAUGAUAAAAGGAAAGAAAUUGCUUGAUUGCAAACAUCAAAAAGAAACAUUCGUGUUUGUGGACUUUCUAAGGGAGCUAGAGAGCAUCUUUGAGUCUUCUUUGAACAAGAUCAACAAAGGUUACUCGGAUGAGGAGAGUGACUGUGACUGA
Vicia villosa (hairy vetch) is the source of this 1884-nucleotide messenger RNA. RefSeq names its product heat shock cognate 70 kDa protein-like. Gene Ontology annotation, biological process: protein refolding; cellular response to unfolded protein. Gene Ontology annotation, molecular function: ATP-dependent protein folding chaperone; misfolded protein binding; ATP binding. The transcript has 2 exons. Lineage: Eukaryota; Viridiplantae; Streptophyta; Magnoliopsida; Fabales; Fabaceae. Gene Ontology annotation, cellular component: cytoplasm. Bases 1 to 1884 code for a protein of 627 amino acids. The record is from RefSeq and is a predicted model, not a curated record.